UGAGAAGGGGAAGCCCACCACCCACCACCUGCAGCCAUGGAAGGGGGUGUGCAGCUCCUCAACCGCGAUGGCCACAGCAUCUCCCACAACUCCAAGCGACAUUAUCACGAUGCCUUCGUGUGCAUGAACCGCAUGCGUCAGCGUGGGCUGCUCUGCGACAUCGUGCUCCAUGUGGGCACCAAGGAGAUCAAGGCCCACAAGGUGGUGCUGGCGUCCUGCAGCCCGUACUUCCACGCCAUGUUCACAAAUGAGAUGAGUGAGAGCCGCCAGACCCACGUGACGCUGCACGACAUCGACCCCCAGGCCCUGGAGCAGCUGGUGCAAUAUGCUUACACGGCGGAGAUUGUGGUGGGCGAGGGGAAUGUGCAGACACUUCUUCCUGCUGCCAGCCUGCUUCAGCUCAAUGGUGUGCGGGAUGCUUGCUGCAAGUUCCUACUCAGCCAGCUCGACCCAUCCAACUGCCUGGGGAUCCGAGGUUUUGCUGACACGCACUCCUGCAGCGACCUCCUCAAGUCUGCGCACAAGUACGUCCUCCAACACUUUGUGGAGGUGUCCAAGACAGAGGAGUUCAUGUUGCUGCCUCUUAAACAGGUGCUGGACCUCAUUUCUAGUGACAGCCUCAAUGUGCCAUCAGAGGAGGAGGUGUACCGGGCUGUGCUCAGCUGGGUCAAACAUGAUGUGGACAGCAGAAGACAGCAUGUCCCCAGGCUUAUGAAGUGCGUGCGGCUGCCCCUGCUGAGCCGGGACUUCCUCAUGAGCAACGUGGACACGGAGCUGCUGGUGCGGCAUCACUCGGAGUGCAAGGACCUGCUGAUCGAAGCCCUCAAGUACCACCUCAUGCCGGAGCAGAGAGGGGUCCUCAGCAACAGCAGGACGAGGCCACGGCGCUGCGAGGGGGCCAGCACUGUGCUCUUUGCUGUGGGUGGGGGGAGCCUGUUCGCCAUCCAUGGGGACUGCGAGGCCUAUGACACGCGGACAGAUCGGUGGCACAUGGUGGCCUCCAUGUCGACUCGCAGGGCCAGAGUGGGCGUUGCUGCCAUUGGGAACAAGCUGUACGCUGUGGGCGGCUACGAUGGGACCUCUGAUUUGGCCACAGUGGAGUCCUAUGAUCCUGUCACCAAUUCCUGGCAACCUGAGGUGUCCAUGGGCACCAGGAGGAGUUGCCUGGGUGUAGCAGCACUUCACGGGCUUCUCUAUGCCGCUGGGGGGUACGAUGGGGCCUCGUGCCUGAACAGCGCAGAGCGGUACGACCCUCUGACAGGCACCUGGACAUCCAUCGCUGCCAUGAGCACCAGGAGACGCUACGUCCGGGUGGCAACGCUAGAAGGCAACCUCUAUGCCGUUGGGGGAUACGACAGCUCAUCCCACUUAGCCACGGUAGAAAAGUAUGAGCCCCAGAUCAACACCUGGACGCCCAUUGCCAAUAUGCUGAGCCGCCGGAGCAGCGCAGGCGUGGCCGUGCUGGAGGGGAUGCUCUAUGUGGCUGGCGGCAACGACGGGACCAGCUGCCUUAACUCUGUUGAGCGUUACAACCCCAAAACCAACACGUGGGAGAGCGUGGCGCCCAUGAACAUCCGUAGGAGCACCCACGACCUGGUGGCCAUGGACGGGUGGCUGUACGCAGUGGGUGGCAAUGAUGGGAGCUCCAGCCUAAACUCCAUCGAGAAGUACAACCCCCGUACCAACAAGUGGGUAGCAGCCUCGUGCAUGUUCACGCGCCGGAGCAGCGUGGGGGUGGCCGUGCUAGAACUCCUCAACUUCCCGCCCCCCUCCUCACCCACCCUGUCGGUGUCUUCGACGAGCCUUUGACAAAGGAUCAGGACCUGCUUUACCUCAAGGGGACAGGGGCAGCUGGCGGAGCGCUAGGCCAGCGUGGCCGGCCCCACGGGGCAGCCGGUCGCUGUAGGAGGAGAGCGAAGGUACCGGCUGCUGCCUCCAGCCCAGCACUCCUGUGAACCCCCGGAGCCAGCCCCACUCUCGGUGCCCACAUCGGAUCAGCACGACCACAGCAGUUAGAAAUGUGCUUCCUGGACGAGCACCCUCCUUCUAGAGGGCAAGGAGAGGGGGGUGCUCUCUGCUCCAUUCAGACUCAUCUCACCACUCACCCAAAGGGCGUAUAUUUUCUUUGGGGAGGGGAAACUUUAAACCAUUGCUGCUUCUUGGAUUCACGUGAUCCAGCCGGUGCCACACAUACAAGCACAGCCAGCCUUGGAGGCUUCCAGAAGUCCUGUGGGGUGGCAGAGGUGGACAGCACUCCUCCCAGGGACGCGGCUGAAUGUGCAACCCUUCCUCUGAAUGUCACUGUAGCCAAACUCUUUGCCAAGCCUGUUGUGCACUGUUAAAGACUCUGAGGCCGCUGUAUGGUUCUCAAUGGUGUCUAAUUGAUGCCUUAAAAUACACAAACAAAAGAAGCCCAGCUAAGGGACGGGGCCUGGAGGAGGCGAGGGUUGGAGACAAAGCUGGAUGCAGCAUCCUGAACCCUCUGGUGUUUCCAUACUCAGCUGGCCCCACCUCAUUCACUGAGAUCCCAGCUGACCAUCGCUCUGGGGAGUCCCCAGCCAGGCAGAAUGACCUUGUUUGCGUCCGUGCCAUCGCUGUCCCAGGUUCAAGUGACUGUGGGGCUGCCUGCUCUCUGCAUGUGGUCCUGGUUCACAGUUUGGCUGGGAACGGAUCAGCCUGUUUGCUGUUCCCCUCUCUGCAAAGCAGAUUCUGGGUUUAUGGAAAGGUAUCGGUUCUUAAACAAGAACAGUCCACAGCCUUCUAAAUGAGGAGGAUUGCCUGGUGUUACUUUUUUGGGUGUUAAUUUUUUGCCUUUUUUUAUUUGAAUGCUAAUAUUUUAAUUUGUAAGGAUUUCAUAUCCCUUUAUUUUUUACACUAGCCUGGUAUUCCCCAUCCCAUCUGCUUUUAAGGCAGCAGAAGGGAUGCAAUUACUUUUCUCAUUUGUUGAUGAGAUGAUGACUGUGUCCUGGAAGACGUUCUCUAUAGAUGUGUGGGUGUGUGUGCACGUGUGAGAUACCGUAUGGACAGCGAAAACAGCAUGGAAGGGACCAUUUGCAAUUAGCGACUCCCUGGCAAUUAAGCAACCACUUUAAUUAACUAAAGGUUGAAUAAAUUAGUACUGUAAGUCACAGGCCUGUCCCAGACCCACCUGUGCCAUGGAACCUCUUGGGUGGUGUUUUCAGUGCGUGCGCUGUAGGGUGUGUAUGAGCCUUGAACCGAGACGUUGUAGAGGAAUGACUCAACCGCUGGUACCUCAAUAGUGUUCAAAUGUAGCAUUGGAAAUGCGGUCUAACUGUUCGUUCUGAACUCAUUCCUUUGUCCUUUGCCCCCCGCUCCUUCUCGUUUCUCAUUUAUGGAGUUCGGAUUUCACUUGUGAUGGUGUUUGUUGGCCUAAAUUCUCCAGGGGCUAGGGAUUUCUUCUUUCAUCUUUUCUUUGGGGUGAAAGGAGAGUUUGAGAUGAGACAGGGACUCCCCAACUUAAGAAGAUUUUUACGGCGAUCUGAUUUCUCCUGGACAGGUGCCUGCAUGUUUUACAAGCCCACUUACAGUGCCUAACCUUGGA
Egretta garzetta (little egret) is the source of this 3562-nucleotide messenger RNA. It is a transcript of the gene KLHL17, whose product is annotated as kelch like family member 17. Gene Ontology annotation, molecular function: protein binding. The record is from RefSeq and is a predicted model, not a curated record. Lineage: Eukaryota; Metazoa; Chordata; Aves; Pelecaniformes; Ardeidae. The transcript has 11 exons. The coding region runs from base 37 to 1809 and encodes 590 amino acids.